UUCAGUGUUGAUCUCAUCCUUUCUCCAUUUCUUGAUUCUCGCACUUGUAGUGCUGCUCAGCCUGGCCAAAACAACUCCCUAAUGCUUGACAAAAUAAUUGGUGAGAAAAGAAGACGGAUACAAAUAACCAUAUUAUCAUACCACUCCUCAAUUGGUGUACGGAAGGAUGAACUAGUUCAUGGGUAUAUCUUGGUUUAUUCUGCCAAACGAAAAGCUUCCAUGGGGAUGCUCCGUGCAUUCCUGUCAGAAGUUCAGGAUACUAUUCCUGUGCAACUUGUAGCAGUCACAGAUAGCCAAGCAGACUUUUUUGAGAAUGAGGCCAUCAAGGAGCUAAUGACAGAAGGGGAACAUAUAGCCACUGAGAUUACAGCUAAAUUCACAGCUUUGUAUUCACUUUCUCAAUACCACCGUCAGACAGAGGUGUUUACCCCAUUUUUCAGUGAUGUUUUAGAUAAGAAAACUUUGAUAGAGAACUCUUAUUUGGCAGAAAGCUCCAGGGACGUUGGUCAACAAUGUGAAGAUGUUUUUAUCCACUCCCCACGUGGUAAUUCUCCAGCUUAUAGCUGCUAUCCCGAUUCAGAGGAUGAUACCGAAGCACCACCACCAUACAGCCCUAUUGGAGAUGAUGUGCAGUUGUUGCCAAAGGGUCGUUUGGAUAAUGAAGGAAAUGAGUAUCCAAUACAUAGUACUCCACUUAACGACCAUGAGCGUAACCAUAAAGUGCCUCCCCCUAUAAGACCCAAACCAGCUGCUCAGAAAUCAAAAGUUAAUAGAUUAGACCCAAACCUAGUAAAAACCAUUGAAGCUGGCAUCAGUAGGAACCCAAGAAAACAAGCUUCUCGUGUCCCCCUUGCACACACUGAGGAUUUGGAUGCUUCAGAUAACUACUCAGAACCAGUUGAUUCCAUAAACAAACCAAAAGACUUUGUCAAUGACAUCUACGCAAUCCCAGAUGAUAGUGCGAACCACUUAAUUAAAAUUCGCCACUUUUUUCCGAAUGCACAAGGAGAUGAGGAGAAUGGCAUAUCAGACGGGCCUUCAAGGGGUCAAGGAGAAAGGAGACCAUCAAAGUAUAAGUACAAGUCAAAAACUCUAUUCAGCAAAACAAAAUUAUACACUUACAGACGGACACAUUCAGAUGCCAGUGACGAGGAGGCAUUCACUACAAGUGGAAAAGACCGAAAGCGGAAACCAAAACACAGAGGAAGUGAAGAGGAUCCUCUGCUCUCUCCUGUUGACACUUGGAAAGGAGGCAUAGACAACCCAGCUAUCACCUCUGACCAAGAACACGAAGAGAGGAAGACAAAAAAGAAGGCACCAAAAGUGAAAGAAGAUAAGAAG
Messenger RNA from Bombina bombina (fire-bellied toad), 1341 nucleotides. RefSeq names its product rho GTPase-activating protein 5-like. Lineage: Eukaryota; Metazoa; Chordata; Amphibia; Anura; Bombinatoridae. The transcript has a single exon. The annotation marks the transcript as partial. The record is from RefSeq and is a predicted model, not a curated record.